AUGGAAUCAGAGCUAAGAUAUUAUGAAGUACAAGACCCUUAUGGGAAGGAUUAUUCUUAUUACAAGGAUGAGUAUCUUUGUCUUUGGGAGGUCACGCCCGAUGAGAUUGUGGAACGUUGGGACUGGGAUGUCCUCGUUGAAAAUGAGAAUUGGUAUGAGGACGAGGUACUACCUGCUUUCAAAGAGCACAACGAUCAAUUUUUGCGCAGAAGUCAAACUGGACCAGCUUUUGAUAUGUCAACACUGCAAAGUAAUUUGCCCGAAAUACCGCCCGUGUCAGUCAGUAGGGACGCACUGUCUGAGUCGGACCUGGACGAUUGCAGCAAUUCGGAUCCCUAUGCUAAUGAAGAUUGGAAUACUUCAAGCGAGGAGGAUAAUUAG
This is a messenger RNA of Penicillium manginii, 381 nucleotides long. RefSeq lists its product as uncharacterized. The record is from RefSeq and is a predicted model, not a curated record. The coding region runs from base 1 to 381 and encodes 126 amino acids. NCBI's taxonomy places the organism in Eukaryota, Fungi, Ascomycota, Eurotiomycetes, Eurotiales, Aspergillaceae. The transcript has a single exon.